Messenger RNA from Panicum hallii, 1074 nucleotides. Its product is annotated as GDSL esterase/lipase At5g03600-like. The transcript is spliced from 3 exons. NCBI's taxonomy places the organism in Eukaryota, Viridiplantae, Streptophyta, Magnoliopsida, Poales, Poaceae. The coding region runs from base 1 to 1074 and encodes 357 amino acids. The record is from RefSeq and is a predicted model, not a curated record.
AUGAAGCUUUUCGCCGCCGCCUGCUUCGUCCUCCUCCUCAACAUCGCAGGCCGUGUGGCGGAGGCCCGUGCGGUGGCCGGGGACGUGGCGACCAGCGGCGCCAUCACCGUCGUCAUCACCAUCACCUCCCGCGGGCCAAGCGGGCGCACAAGCUGUUCGUGUUCGGGGACGACUUCGCCGACAACGGCAACAGCGCCUCGGAUCCGGGGUUGGGCUCUGUCUCCCGCGCGUGGCGCUACCCCUUCGGCAAGUCGGAACGAAGCCGCCCACGGCAGGAAGCCCACAGGCCGCUUCUCCGACGGGCUGGUGCAGUCCGACUUCCUGGCCAAGAUCAUGGGGCACAGCGAGUCCCCUCCGCCCUACACGGGUGACAGCGACAACUGGGACGACGGCAUCGACGCCUCCGGCAUGAACUUCGCCGUCGCUGAAGCCGGCGCGCUGGAGGCGCCGUCGGGCGUGCUCAAGCUCCGCGCGCAGGUCCAGCAGCUCAGGGACCUGGUCAGGGACGGCCUGGUCGAUGACCGGGACUUCACCGACUCGGUGGCGCUCGUCGCCUACUCCGAAUCUGAACGAUCUGGUGGCGAAGGUGGUGGACGAGCUGGCGUGGUGUCGCAGCUGCAGGACCUGGGCGUGUCCAAGGUGAUCGUGAACAACGUGCCCCCGUUCGGGUGCUCGCCGUGGCUGGCCAAGGCGUCGAACUACAGCUCCUGCGACGACGACGGCAACGUGAGCUCCGACGAGCACAACACGGCGCUCCGGGACCGGCUGGGCGGCGAGGAGGGCGUGAUGGUGCUGGACGUGAACAGCAUCAUCACCAACCUGGUGGCGCCCAAGGAAGGGUCGGUGCUGUACGAGAGGCAGUUCGCGGAGCGCCUGCGCCCCUGCUCCGAGGCCGCCGGCGAGGAGGGCGGCUACUGCGGCCGCGACGGCGGCUACUCGCUCUGCAACCGCCCGGAGGAGUACUUCUUCUGGGACGUGGUGCACCCCACGCACGCCGGGUGGAGGGCCGUCAUGCAGCUGCUCCAGGGGCCAAUCAUGGCGUUCCUGGGCAUCUCGGACCUCGAGCACUUCUGA